GUUUUCAGCCCACACAGAAAAUGUGAUCAGACAUUAUUGUGUGUAUUGAAUCAUUUCAGUGUGUAUCAGGAUGAGGGUGAACAUCUUCAGCUGGCUGUUAGUCUUUGCUCUGGUCUGUAAUGUCAGCGCAGAAAUAACCCAUAAAGUAGUCGAGGAGAAGGACUCUGUCAUUACAGCUGAUGGUGGCAGUGAGAUAAGACACAUUAAGGAUCCAGGAAAACGAUACGGUUCACAAGCAGAUAAAGCACUUCACAUUGGUAGAAUUACCAUCUCAGACACUGGAAGAUACUUGAAAACCCAGACAAGAUAUAGCUGCUGGAGCCAGCGUCGUUCUGAAAUGCCUCUCUGACGUUUCUGGGUCACGUGUCCCAAUGUGGACCAGAGAAAGGAAUGGAAAAAACAUCACUGUUUUCUCUCAGAAUCAGACGGACGAGCACAGGUUUCAAUAUUCGGCCGAGGAAAACGUGCUGACGAUAAAAGGAGUGCGGCCUGAUGAUGCCGGAUUGUACUUCUGUGAUGGAAAACCAGCUGCGUAUCUGAAUGUGAGCAAAGAGGAGGAGUCUGAGGGAGGUGAGAGAGCUGCUGUUUUGCUGGCUGUAAUACUCCUCCCCCUCCUCCUCAUCAUUUUCAUCAUCCUCUUCCUCAUUUGGAGAUGCCGCAUCAAAAGACGAGGAAGUGGUGAGGAAAUGCCUGACAUCUACUACGAAAAGGUAUCGAUUGGAUCUGUGUUUGAACCCGCACAAGAUGGUUUAAACCAAAACGAUCAGACUUACUCCGUCAUCCAUGAACUUCCAGCACUGGCAAACGAGAGCGCAACAUCUCAACCCAGUGAGCCCCUUUAUUCCCUCGUCAACAAGUUCUGAUGUCACUGAAACAAAUAAACGGACCAGAUAAGGAAUACAUCGUCUCCUCCUCCUGUUGACUCAACGCUGAUCCAGCCGCUGUAAUUUAUGCCGUAUAAUAGAUUGUGUUUCAGGAUUUAAUAAUUUUCACGUUUACAAUUAAUUUUACUUUAAUUUUAAAUUGUGUUCUUUUAAUCUACAGAUGUACAAUUUUGUAAAUUGUGUGGGGGUUUUUUUGGCUUUGCCUGCGUCAGCGUU
Molecule: messenger RNA, 1100 nt
Organism: Morone saxatilis (striped sea-bass)
Lineage: Eukaryota; Metazoa; Chordata; Actinopteri; Moronidae
Biological process (GO): response to bacterium
Source: RefSeq, a predicted model, not a curated record